Messenger RNA from Ceraceosorus guamensis, 1786 nucleotides. RefSeq names its product peptidase M24A, methionine aminopeptidase. Gene Ontology annotation, molecular function: metalloaminopeptidase activity. NCBI's taxonomy places the organism in Eukaryota, Fungi, Basidiomycota, Exobasidiomycetes, Ceraceosorales, Ceraceosoraceae. Gene Ontology annotation, biological process: proteolysis. The record is from RefSeq and is a predicted model, not a curated record. The transcript has 5 exons. The coding region runs from base 266 to 1654 and encodes 462 amino acids.
UGGGUGAUCCAUUCUUGAUUCAUUGAUUGUGAUUCCAGAUUGGUGCGAUGGCAUCAAAACAAUGAAGUGGUCGAUGCCGAUUUCACCUGUUCAUCAGCUACCUACACCAUCCCGAUUCUCGCACCUCUUUACAGUCAUCGACACAAUCGUGGCUAUUGUUGUUGGAGUCGCAAGCGUCAAGAAGCUUCAUCGAGACACUCUUUGAGGGUCCAUCACCCUUCAAACGGCUCGAUCGGUCGCACGCAAGCGUCACUUCGUCACAACCAUGUCCUCCACUGCGGAUCUCGCUUCCAAGGCCGAGGCGGGCGCCAAAGCGGCAGCAGGAGAUCUGGCUGCCAAGGUGAAUGCCGUCAAGCUGGACACCAACGGUACCAAUGGAGCAGCAGGCGCUGCGGCUGAUUCUGGAGACGAAGAGGACGACGCCGUAGGAGCUACGCCGGCUAGUGGCGAUGCUGCCACCGCUGCAAAGAAGAAGAAGAAGUCUGGAGCUGCGAAAAAAAAGAAGCAGGCGGCGAAUGGAAAGAAGAGCGUAAAGCAGACUGAUCCUCCCACUGUCGGCCUCACAAAGAUCUUUAGCGAUGGCAUCUUCCCCGUCGGAGAGAUUCAAGAGUAUGAUGACAAAUUCUACAAUGACAAUCGCAAGCGCAUCACUGCUGAAGAGCAGCGAGAGCGCGACAGGAUCGCACAGCAAGAAGAAGGAGCAGACUUCAACUAUGCUCGAAGAGCCGCCGAGGUUCAUCGCACAGUCCGUGGCUAUGCGCGCAAGGCGAUCAAGCCAGGCAUGACGAUGACGGAGAUCGCCGAGCUGAUCGAGAAUGGCACGCGCACGAUUGUAGAAGCCAAUGGGCUCGAGAGUGGCAUCGGUUUUCCCACCGGCUUGUCUCUCAACGAAGUCGCUGCGCAUUACACGCCCAAUGCUGGAGAUAAGCGCGUGUUGCAAGAGUCGGACGUGCUCAAGGUCGACUUUGGUGUGCACGUCAAGGGCCGCAUCGUCGACAGCGCUUUCACCCUCACUUUUGGUGAUAGCCCUUGGAACCCUCUGCUCGACGCUGUCAGAAGUGCCACCAAUGCCGGUAUCCGCGAGGCUGGUGUGGAUGCUCGUCUGAGCGACAUUGGAAAGAUCAUCCAGGAGACCAUGGAGAGCUACGAGUUUGAAGCGGAAGGCAAGACGCAAAAGGUCAAAGUCGUCAAGAACCUCAAUGGUCACAACAUCGACAGGUACAAGAUCCACGGCGGCAAGUCCGUGCCGUGCAUCCCCAUGCCCGAGAUGAAGGACCGCAUGGAGGAGGGAGAAUACUUUGCGAUUGAGACUUUCGGCAGCACAGGCAAGGGCUACGUCGAGAAUACCGGGGAUUGCUCUCACUACGCCAGAAAAAACGUUGGCAGACACGUCCCGCUGAGAGUUGCCUCUGCUAGGAGCUUGCUGCACACCAUCGACAAGAACUUUGGAACGCUGCCCUUCUGUAGAAGGUAUCUCGACCGACUCGGCGAAAAGUCAUAUUUGCUGGGCCUCAAGCAUCUCGUUCAGAUGGGCGUCGUCGAGGAUUACCCGCCUCUCGCCGAUAUUCCCGGCUCCAAAACGGCUCAGUUCGAGCAUACAUUCCGCGUUGGCUACGGCUACAAGGAAGUGCUGAGCCGAGGCGACGACUACUGAGUCAUCUCCUCCUCAAGUCAAAUGAGCGGUGAUGUGAGGAGCGUGGGCAGGGGACUGAGUGGCUAGUGGAGAAGAAGGAAGUCUUAUGAGAGACAUUGGGGGAGUGCAGACCUCCUUUCGUCUACGUCUCGG